AUGGUUAGACAAUUAUUUCAGACAGGUUACAUACUCAAGGAGAUAAAUGCUACAAAUAUUUCUUUGAUUCCAAAAACCAAAAACAAGCAGUUUCCUUAUGAUCUUAGACCAAUUGCUCUUUGCAAUACUUCUUAUAAGAUCAUUUCAAAUAUUCUUUCUUCAAGAAUGAAAAAAGUGAUGAAUAAAAUUAUUUCACCAUUACAAGCUGCUUAUGUCCCAGGUAGACAAAUAUCAGACAAUAUUCAGUUGGCACGGGAAAUCAUUCAUGCCAUGAAGAAAAAAAGUGAAGAAAAAAAUUAUCUAGCUCUCAAACUAGUUAUGUCAAAAGCUUUUGAUAGGCUUGAAUGGUCUUUUUUAAGGGAUGUUAUGCUACAGAUGGGCUUCUGUGAAGAAUGGUGCAAUUUAAUUAUGCAGUGUCUCAGUACUACAAAGAUCUCAAUUCUACUCAAUGGUGCUCCUUGCAAUACUUAUUAUCCUUCAAGAGGAAUUGGACACGGUGAUCCUCUAUCACCCUAUCUCUUUAUCAUUGUUAUGGAAGCUUUCUCUAGAAAGCUGUAUACAGCUGAACAGAAUCAUCAAAUUGAGGGGAUAAAAAUAGCUCCAAAUGCUCCUCCUAUCUCCCAUUUAUUCUUUGCAGAUGAUUGUCUGUUGUUUGCUAAUGCUGACUUAUUGAAUGUCAAUAAUCUUCUUCAAAUAAUAGAAGAUUUUGGAGCUGCUUCAGGGCAAAUGGUUAACUUCAGUAAAUCCAUUGUCCAUUUUAGCAUCAAUGUACCACAAAGAUUCUGUAGAAUACUGUCAAGAAGGCUCAAGGUUCCAAGCAUGAACCCAAAUGAGAAAUAUUUGGGCAUUCCUCUCUUAAUUGGUAAAAAUAAGAAGCAAUGUUUUGAGCACCUUCAAGACAAGGUCAAAAACAAAUUAUCCAUUUGGGGAAGCAGCACUUUAUCUCAAUGUGGAAAGUCUCAACAAAUAAGAACAGUCACUAAUACAAUUCCUGCCUAUACAAUGAGUUGUCUGCAGAUUCCUAUGGAGAUCAUUAACAACAUCAAUGUUAUGCAAAGGGAUUUCUGGCAUAAGGAUAUUGGUGGUCAAGGUUUUAGAUACUUGAAGAUUUUGAAUCAAGCUUUUCUUGUAAGGGCAGCAUGGAGAAUAUGCACAAACUAUGAUGCACAAUGGGUUCAAUGUAUGUCUGCAAAAUACUUUCCUGGUACAAGCUUGUUACAUGCUAACAAGAAAACUGAUUGCUCUUGGGAUUGGAAGGGUAUGGACAGUCCACCAACACCAAGACAAGAUAUUACAGACAGUGAAGAUUAUAUUUGGGUAGAGGACUUAUUUCUGCCAAAUAGAAGACAGUGGAAUGAGGACUUAAUUUAUCAUCUGUUUCAGCCUGACACUGCUGCUUUUAUUCUGCAAAUGAGAGUUCCCAUUGCUUCCACCGAUAAACUUAUCUCGAAGAUGACUAAAAAUGGCAGCUUUACUCUUAAAUCUGCUUAUAAAAAGCUUUUUGAAAACAGUUUGGGAAAUGUGCAAGUCUCAAAUUUCAUUCAAAACACAAAUCUCAGUUGGAAGGAUGAGCACAUAAUGCAUGUUUUGUUUAGUUGUUCUUUCUCCAGAGCAGUAUGGAUGAUGGUUCCAGGUGGCAGUGGAUUUAUUGCUGCAGCAACGAAUAAUGGGUUUGAGACAAUGUUUGAAAACUGGUAUAAUCAAAGUUUGCUACAGAAUGCUCAAAGUGAUUGGCUGAAUUUGGCCAUGGUGAUUACUUGGAGUAACUGGAGGGGAAGCCUUGCUAAAUGCUAUGCAGGAGUAGCUAACUCAGAGAAAGAAGAAUGUCUUGCUCUCUUGGAUGCAACUAUAUGGAGUAAAGAGUUGCAAAUAUCUCACAUUGUGAUACAGACGGAUCUGAAGAACAUUGAGGGUUAUAUCAGCAACAACUCUCCUGUCAUUGCCUGGGAUAAUGAAACACUUUUGCUUGAUGCCAUAGUUAUUUUAAAUACCAACUUGUUCAGUUGGAAAUGUCACUUCAUUCCUAGAGUUUGUAAUAAACCUGCUGAUGAAUUAGCAAAAUUCAGCAGGAAGUUUAGGGUAGAAAGAGUAUGGUCUGACAUUCCACCUACUGUCAUUGAAACUCAAUUGUCUUAUGAUUCUACAAACCUCAGUACUUAA
This is a messenger RNA of Papaver somniferum (opium poppy), 2160 nucleotides long. RefSeq lists its product as uncharacterized. The record is from RefSeq and is a predicted model, not a curated record. The transcript has 5 exons. The coding region runs from base 1 to 2160 and encodes 719 amino acids. Gene Ontology annotation, molecular function: RNA-DNA hybrid ribonuclease activity; nucleic acid binding. Lineage: Eukaryota; Viridiplantae; Streptophyta; Magnoliopsida; Ranunculales; Papaveraceae.